CCAAGAGCUUCCGUGUGUGUGGUUCCAGGGACCGAGCUUAGGUGUGAUGACGAGCGCCUUUAAUCCACUGAGUCAUCUUGCAGCCCAAACUAUAUUUUUUAGUUUCCCCUUUUAAAAAGGAAGUCACCUUUGUGUGACUGUAUGGCCUCGCUGGUAGCAUAUGAUGAUUCUGACUCUGAGACCGAGGCUGACCCUGCCAGAAGUGGGGACGCUGCAGGUCAGAUAAGUGACGCCUCUAGUAUGAGCAGGCCUUCUGGGAUGGGGUUUGCAUCUAGCACAGUGGGCGUGACCAAAGAGGGGGCACAGCACACAGGGAACUCUCCUAAUGAAGACCCAGGGAUGCAACGUCUGCCGCUGGCUCGGCUCUGGAGAAGUGACCCUGGGUCUUGUCCCAGCCAGAGGCUACAGUGGCCCUCAAAGGAACCUGAUACCACUUUCCCUCCCAGUGAGCCUCCUCGUCCUUCUCUGUGGAUGAGCCGGGCUCCAGUCGGCCACGUGCCCCUAGCAGCUGCCUGCCUUAAGCCACUAAAACCUGCCUGGGACGUCCUCAGACCUUCUUCUCACGAUCAAAGCACAUUUGAAAGCACAGCUGGAAAUGCCAACUCUUCUCAGAGGAAAAGGGGUGAGGACUGUGUGCUUCCCUAUAUCCCCAAGAGGCUGAGGCAGCUGCAAGCGCUGAAUCCAGAAACAGGCGGGGGCAAAGAUGGAGAGCCCCCGGGACCUCCUGCGGGGUGUGCCCCGGCCCCACUCUGCGUGGCUCCCACAGUGUCUGAGUUCAUCCAGCCAUAUUUGAACAGUCAGUACAGAGAGACUACGGUCCCCAAGAAAGUGCUUUUCCACCUGCGAGGCCACAGGGGCCCGGUCAACAGCAUUCAGUGGUGUCCAGUCUUUUGCAAGAGCCACAUGCUUCUCUCUGCUUCCAUGGACAAAACCUUCAAGGUGUGGAAUGCUGUGGACUCGGGACACUGCCUGCAGACCUACUCUGUGCACAGUGAGGCAGUAAGGGCUGCACGGUGGUCUCCCUGUGGCCGGCGCAUCCUCAGUGGUGGCUUCGACUUUGCCCUGCACCUAACAGACCUUGAAACAGGAACCCAAGUGUUUAGUGGUCGGAGUGACUUCAGAGUCACCACCUUGAAAUUUCAUCCCAAAGACCACAACGUCUUUUUAUGCGGCGGCUUCAGUUCUGAAAUCAAAGCCUGGGACAUGAGGACUGGCAAGGUGGUGAAAGGCUACAAGGCCACCAUCCAGCAGACCCUGGACAUUCUCUUCCUCCAGGAGGGCUCUGAGUUUCUUAGCAGUACGGACGCAUCCACCCGGGACUCUGCUGACCGAACCAUUAUCGCCUGGGAUUUCCGGACUGCUGCCAAGAUCUCCAACCAGAUCUUCCAUGAGAGGUACACCUGUCCUAGCCUCGCCUUGCAUCCAAGGGAGCCUGUGUUCCUUGCGCAAACCAAUGGCAACUACCUGGCUCUCUUUUCCUCUGUGUGGCCCUAUCGGAUGAGCAGACGGAGACGCUACGAAGGUCACAAGGUGGAAGGCUAUGCGGUGGGCUGUGAGUGUUCCCCAUGUGGUGACCUGCUGGUGACAGGCAGCGCUGAUGGCCGGGUUUUGAUGUUCAGUUUCCGCACGGCCAGCCGGGCGUGCACACUACAAGGGCACACGCAGGCCUGCCUUGGCACCACCUACCAUCCUGUGCUGCCUUCUGUCCUUGGGACCUGCUCCUGGGGAGGAGACAUCAAGAUCUGGCACUAACUGGCAACUGAGACCCCGCCCCUGGGUAGGCGGCCGGAGGUUAGGCUGCUCCCGAGAGCUGCUGAGCUUCAGUGACUCGGCUAUAGAAUGGGGGUGAGAAGCCGUCUCAGCGCAAGCGUGUGUUAGUAAAGGCGUUUGUCAGUGACUGGUGGGUGACACUCAAUCAGUAAGUGUGUGCUCUGUAUGGUUUGGUUGGUUGAUUGGUUUUUUAUUUGUUUGUUUUGUUUCUGGUUUUUCAAGACAGGGUUUCUCUGUGUAGCCCUGGUGGUCCUGGAACUCAGGCUGGCCUUGAACUCAGGGACCCACCUGCCUCUGCCUCCUGAGUGCUGAGAUGAAAGGUGUGUGCCACCACGCCUGGUGUGGUUUUUCUUAAUGUGAUUUUGGCAAUGAACACAUAUUAGCAGUGUCUUCCUGCCUUCUUACUGCAGAUAGGGGAGCUUGAGGAGCGACUGUCACCUGCUGGUCCUUCGGACAGUGAGGCUCUGGGGCUUGUGACUGCCCAGGAGCUCAGUGCACUACAGCGCCCCCCACCACCACUCCACUAUAAGACACUAACAACUGUGUUUCUUCCUACCCACCUCUGGUCCUCUAACCUGCUGCCUGCCCACUGCCAGGUGGGUGGUCUGUGAUGGGCAAAGCUAUGCAUCUGUCCUGAAGGAGUGCGAGGAGAGGCAGGGACUCAGAAGCACAUAGAAGGAAGUGUGGCACGAAGGGAGUGGAACUGUUGGAAAGGAUGCCGAGGAUGAGGAGGCGUGGCCUUGUGGGAGGAAGUGUGUCACUGGGGGUGGGCUUUGAGGUUUCAGAAGCUCACACCAGGUCCAGUGGAUCUCUCUCCACCUUCAGAUGGGGGUGUAGAACGCCUGCACUCUGCCAUGCUUCCCGUCAUGAUGAUAAUCUGAAUGAUGGCCCUCUGAAUCUGUAAACCCGCCCCAAUUAAAUGCUUUUUAAACUAA
Messenger RNA from Mus caroli (Ryukyu mouse), 2705 nucleotides. It is a transcript of the gene Wdr25, whose product is annotated as WD repeat domain 25. Gene Ontology annotation, molecular function: protein binding. NCBI's taxonomy places the organism in Eukaryota, Metazoa, Chordata, Mammalia, Rodentia, Muridae. The record is from RefSeq and is a predicted model, not a curated record.